Molecule: messenger RNA, 1063 nt
Organism: Monosiga brevicollis MX1
Lineage: Eukaryota; Choanoflagellata; Craspedida; Salpingoecidae
Exons: 8
Coding region: 32-1063 (343 amino acids)
Molecular function (GO): Hsp90 protein binding
Source: RefSeq, a predicted model, not a curated record
GGAAUUUGUGACCAAUCCCCACCUCGUCGCCAUGCAAAAGGCCUUUGAGGAAGAUCUGGACCCCGUUGCACGCGCCGAUUAUCACAAAACGCAUGGCAAUGAUGCGUACAAAAAGGCCCUGGCUGCCACCAACAACAUCAAGCUUCGAAAAUCACACCUCAAAAAGGCCGUUGAAUGCUACACCGAGGGACUGCGCGAGCAAUGCCGCGAUGCCCACGUCGAUUCCACCCUGCUCAGCAAUCGCGCCGCAGCCAAUCUCAUGCUCGGCAACUGCCGACAAGUCAUUGGAGACUGUUCGCAGGCCGUCAUGCUCAAUCGCAAGAACAAAAAGGCCUACUUCCGGGCUGCCAAAGCCUGUCAUCGUAUCUCCAAGUAUGACAUGUGUGUGUCCUGGUGCGAUCGCGGUCUUUUGCUUGAAAGCGAUAACCAGGAACUCAACAACCUCCGUCAGCAAGCCACCCGCGACGCCGCCGCGCAAGCCAAGGAAGAGCGCCGCCGUGCUGCUCUGGAGCGCAAGCGUGCCGCUGCUCGUGCCAAGCUUGAUAAAGCCGUGACGGCCCGCGGUGUUCGCACAGCACGGACGCGUCCUACCGAGUGGUGGGAUGCCGCUGCCAAGCGGCACACCGGCGAGGAUGAUGCCGAUCAAUCAGCCAUGGUCCACGAAACCGAUGGGAAGGGCCCCGCCGUUGACGAUGACGGCGUGAUGCAUUGGCCCGUGCUCCUGGCCUACCCUGAGCACGCGCAGACUGAUUUUAUCGAAUCCUUCUGUGAACUCGACAGUCUCCGUCCCCAUCUCGAGCACAUGUUUCCCGAUCAAGCCGAGCCCGUUGUUCCAUGGGAUGUACACAACAAGUACAAGGCCAGCAAUCUCGUCGCGUACUAUGAACACAUUGUCGACAUCUCCCGCAAUGAAGUCAAGAUGAUCCCUGUUGACCUGGACAUGCCGCUGCUGCAAAUUCUUCAACAACCCACCCACGUUGUGUAUGCCAGCAUGCCCAUCUUCAUUGUCCUCGUGCGUGGUUCGCCCGAAGAAGCUGAAUUCCUGAAGCGCGUCAAAAAGUAG